Molecule: messenger RNA, 1783 nt
Organism: Monascus purpureus
Lineage: Eukaryota; Fungi; Ascomycota; Eurotiomycetes; Eurotiales; Aspergillaceae
Source: the annotation of a GenBank genome assembly
AUUCGCUCAAUUCCUUUUCUCCCUUCCAAAUUGCUCAUGGGCUGGCGAACACGGCAAUGAUCCCGGUCAGCACCACUACACGCCUCCAUAUUACUCCCCUUACCCCGGAGCUGCUGCCUUCAGUACUCCCUACUUCGAUCCAGCCAGCUGCUACGGAGAUCUCCUUCCAUUGUAUCCCCACGUUCCCAGAGAAAAAUUACGGAUACGUCACGCUACCAACUAUGGAGGCUGAAAAAAUAAGGAAGAAGCUGAAUGGCUCUAUCCUGAAGGGCAAGAAGUUUAAAGUCGAGGUAGCUCGUCCACAGAAAAAGAGACGGAGUGAGGACGAUGCUGCGCCGCAAUCCAAGGCUGCCACAGAGAAAACAUCAAAGAAAAGGAAAACAGAUAACGAUACCAUUGAAGGUUAUGAGCUCCCGCCUGAUCGCCAGGUGAAGAGGGGAUGGACGGAAUCGGCAACCGUGAAGAACGAAAGGCGCAAAUCGGAGAAGCAGAAGAAGAAAAAGAAGGAAAAGGGCGAGAAGGAAGCGAAGGUACAGGCCAAGUCCAAAUACACGGAGAAGGCAGAGUGUUUGUUCCGGACAAAGGUCCCCCCGAACCGCGCAUCUAGCACAGAUCCAGAUCACAGUGGAGAGAAGAGACGAAAGAAGAAGAAGUCUUCUCAAGAGACCGUUGUCCAUGAGUUUUCAAAAACCGUCACAUACCCAAGCUUCUUGCGGUCAGAUGGAGAAGGAUCGAAACGCACGGCUACUUUCGAGGAGGGGAAGGGCUGGUUGGACGAUUCUGGAAAUAUCAUAGAGCCUACCAAUGCCCGUAUCAAAAAUGAUAACUACAGGCCUGGGCAGCUUGCAGGGGCUAAGGAGAAAAGGAAGUCGGCGAAGAUCUCUCCGAAACAGCUUGACUCGAGUGCACGGGAAUCUGAAGGCAUAAUUUUUCCCUCCGAAAAAGAGAAAACGGCAAAUUCCGAAAAUGAUUCAGAUGAUUGGACGUCAUCCAGCGGUUUAACUUCAUCAGACGAAGAUGAUGUGGACUCAGAUAGUGACUCCAACAUGUCUAGUUCGUCCGAUGAAUCUUCAGUCUCUUCCAGCUGCGAGGAAAGCCACGAACGACCUCAAGGGUCCGAGUCCGAGACCCCUAGGGAGGUUGCAAACUCCAUAAAUGCAACUUCUGGUGAAACCGACGUGUCCGUAGUUUCAUCGCAGCCAAGAGAAGAAAGCAAUCAACCACCAUUUGAAAACGUCCAUCCACUGGAGGCUCUUUUCAAACGUCCAGCGCAAGACUCUUCCGAAAGCAGACGUGCAGAGGCCAACACUCAGUUUAGUUUCUUUGGGAAUGAUGCAGAUAUAGAAGAUGAUGAAUCUGGACCCGAAUCCGAACCUCAGCCAGUCGAGCCUCAGACGCCCUUCACAAAAAAGGACAUACAACUUCGCGGAAUAAGAAGCGCUGCUCCAACUCCGGACACUGCUCUGGCUUCUCGGAUCAAAUGGAACAGCUCCGAUAACACGGACGACAGUCAGGACUCUGGAGACAAUGAGACCACGGAUUCAAAGCACAAACAGAAUACGCCAGUCUUGAAUAAAGAGGAGAGCGAAUUUUCCAAAUGGUUCUGGGAGCACCGCGGAGAAAACAAUCGAGCAUGGAAAAGACGACGUCGUGAAGUUGCCAAGGAACAGAGACAGAAGGAAAAUAGGAGGACAGGAAUGAAAGGGAAAUCAUAGGCUUUGAAUAGCUGAGUACCUGUAAAUGAUAUAAUAUACAUGGUUUAUUAAUUUGGACUUUAAUGGUG